AUGUCUUACGCUGCGAGUUCCAUCGGUCCCGUCGAGCAGCCUUCCAGCAAUAGGAAGAGAGCAUACGCCCAAUCCGACAUCAGAGUGAACCUGAAGGACCACUACCGCUCCAAGGUUUACACAUCCGGUUCGCCCGUGGCGGGCGAUGUGACCAUCACCACCAAGCGCGAUGUCCGCUUUGACUCGAUCCAGAUCCUCCUGAUCGGGCACACCAAGACGACCUUUGACGGCGUGAGCGCCCCGCAGGAAGUCACCCACACAUUCCUCAAGAUGGUCAUGCCCAUCCCCGAAGCGACGACGUAUCCGGUCCCUAGGGUGCUCGAGACAGGCCGCACAUACACGGUUCCCUUCAACUUCGUCAUCCCUCACCAGCUCACCAUCAACGCGUGCAACCACGCGCGGCUUUCGGACCAGCUCCAAGACCACCACGUGCUGCUGCCGCCCUCUCUCGGCGGCUGGCAGCGCGAUGACAUGGCGCCUAAAAUGGCCCAGAUCGAGUACAUCAUCAAGGCUCGCGUGAUGCGCGAUGACGGCGACCGCAAGACGCGCAUCAUGGAGGUGACGGAGCCGAUCCAGGUCCUCCCAGCCACCCCGGAAGAGCCCCCGCUCAGCAUCACCGAAAAGGACAACAUCUACCGCAUGUCCAAGACCAAGACGCUCCGCAAGAACAUCCUUUCCACCAAGCUUGGCCGUAUCACAGCCGAGGCCCUCCAACCGGGCGCCGCCAUCCUAUCCCCCGACGGUCGCCGCGUUAUGUCGCACCCCAUGGCGCACAUCAAGCUCACCUUCGACCCAGAAAACCCGCGCGUUCUGCCCCCUACCAUCACCAGCGUCACCUCCAAGAUCACCGCCCAUACCUACUUCUCCUCCGGGACCAUCUCCGACUUCCCCAACCUUGGCGUCUGGAACGCCCCCUACCUCACCGAUCGCCGCGGACAAUACUUCACAUCAACCCCUGUACCCACCGUGACCCUCGCCGAGCAACCCGCCUGGACACCCACCUCUCUCCGCCGCCGCGACUCGGGCUACGGCAGCAGCGAUACCGAAUCAGACCACGCACCAAAAUCAAAGCCGACAGCGUCAACGAAGAACGGCUCGCCAUCAUCACCGGUUCUGCACACAACUACUCUCUCGGUGCCGCUGUCAUUGCCAACCGAUAAGAAGACGUUCGUCCCGACCUUCCACUCGUGCAUCGCGUCGCGCGUGUACACGGUCCAGCUUUCGGUGAACUUGUCCUCGCCCCGCGGCGGCGCGUCGACCACCGUCUCCCUGGCGGUGCCGCUGCAGGUUGCCCGUGAGCAGGAGACGGGCGCGGUGGUGGUUGUGCCGCCGGCGGGGCUUGGCGGGUUGCCUUCGUUUGAGGAGGCCGAGGCGGAUAUGCAUUUGAGGCCGCGGGUGCUGCAGGUUCCGGCCGGCGACGAGGCUACUGCCGAAGCAAGGGGCAGCUGGAUGUGGACUGUGGGGGAGUGCCUGCAGUCGUCGGACCGUGGGGGGUUGCCUGAGUAUUGCGCUGGAGGGUAUGCCUGUCGGGCGUGAGUUUGCUGGUGGUGGUGGUAAUUGAUGGGUUUGUGGUGAUGAGUUCUGCUUUCGGGACAUGAUACCUCUUGUUCUGGUUCGUUUGGCCUGGUCUCUUUUUUGUCGGUUUUAACUUCGCCUGGAGUUUCACGGAAAUGAAAAGGGGCACACUGAAGGGAUUUGAUAUGGGUAAAACGAGGGAUAGAGAGGUCUGAUAUUACAAGGAUACCAAAGUAAUGACAAUGUUUGAUAUUCCGUCAUGCUUCUUAGGCACAGUGUCGUUGUCUGAGGAGUUGAAGUUCGAAUUUCUCGG
Parathielavia appendiculata is the source of this 1828-nucleotide messenger RNA. RefSeq lists its product as uncharacterized. NCBI's taxonomy places the organism in Eukaryota, Fungi, Ascomycota, Sordariomycetes, Sordariales, Chaetomiaceae. The record is from RefSeq and is a predicted model, not a curated record. Bases 1 to 1536 code for a protein of 511 amino acids. The transcript has 2 exons.